Molecule: messenger RNA, 1758 nt
Organism: Lathyrus sativus (Indian pea)
Lineage: Eukaryota; Viridiplantae; Streptophyta; Magnoliopsida; Fabales; Fabaceae
Source: the annotation of a GenBank genome assembly
AUGGCUCACCCACCAUUGUCCCUUUAUCUUUCCAAUUAUUGUAAUAAAGACAUGGUACUGAAACGAGGUAGUGAGGGAUUCCAUUGCGUUUAUCCUGUAAAGUUAGACCUUCUUCUUUUGAAUGUCUCUCAAAACCCUGACUGGAAUCUUUUUCUUGAUGAAUUGGCGGCACAAUUGGGGAUGCGGGCUACCCAAAUUGAACUGAUAAACUUUUAUGUACACAGCUUAUCGACAUUGAAUAUAUCGAUGUAUAUCACUCCGCAAAAAGACAUCAGUUUCUCUGCCUAUGAAGCAUCUAGAAUAAACUAUUCCCUUAUAUUUCACAAGGUUCGUCUAGACAGUAGAUUUGUGGGUGACUACAGGGUUCUCAAUUUGACCUGGUUUAAACCUCCACCUCCUUCGAAAGCUCCUACUUUUGCUGCAUCAACUGUGAAAACUCCUGGGAGACAAGAACUUACGACUACAUCAUCAAGUACUUCAGACAGGGGAAGGCGUUCAAAUUUGGUUGUUGUCCUUGGAAUUGUUACUGGGAUACUCAUCAUUUCCAUUAUAUGUGUACUUAUACUUUGUUUAUGCACGCUGGGGUCAAAGACAAAAACACCUCCUACAGAAACUGAAAAGCCAAGGAUAGAACACAUAAUUUCGUCUGUUGGGUCACUUCCAUACCCAACUAGUACUCGUUUUAUUUCUCAUGAAGAUCUUAGAGAAGCAACAAACAAUUUUGAACCAGCAAGCAUACUUGGAGAAGGAGGUUUUGGUAGAGUUUUUAAAGGUGUCUUAAAUGAUGGUACUGCUGUUGCGAUUAAGAGGCUUACAAAUGGAGGGCAGCAGGGUGGCAAAGAAUUUUUGGUUGAGGUUGAGAUGCUUAGCCGGUUGCAUCACCGUAACCUUGUAAAACUAGUUGGAUACUAUAGCAAUCCUGACUCAUCACAAAACCUACUUUGCUAUGAACUUGUUCCAAAUGGAAGUUUGGAGGCCUGGCUUCAUGGUCCCUUGGGAAUAAACUGCCCUUUGGAUUGGGACACAAGAAUGAAGAUUGCACUUGAUGCUGCAAGAGGACUUGCUUACUUGCAUGAAGAUUCACAGCCAUGUGUCAUACAUAGAGAUUUCAAGGCAUCUAAUAUAUUGCUUGAGAACAAUUUUCAUGCUAAAGUUGCUGAUUUUGGUCUAGCUAAACUAGCACCUGAAGGCGGAGCUAAUUACAUGUCUACUCGAGUCAUGGGCACAUUUGGGUAUGUAGCACCUGAGUAUGCCAUGACCGGACACCUACUCGUUAAAAGCGAUGUUUAUAGCUACGGGGUUGUCUUGCUAGAACUGUUGACCGGAAAGAAACCUGUGGAAAUGUCACAGCCAACUGGGCAAGAGAAUCUUGUAACUUGGGCAAGGCCAAUUCUUAGAGAUAAGGAGCGGUUAGAAGAACUUGCUGAUCCAAAGCUUGGGGGAAGGUAUCCGAAGGAAGAUUUUGUCCGUGUUUGUACUAUCGCUGCAGCCUGUGUUGCACCUGAAGCAAGCCAACGACCUACAAUGGGUGAAGUGGUACAGACACUUAAAAUGGUCCAGCAUAUCACUGAAAAUCACGAUCAUGCAUUACCUUCAUCCAAUACAAGGCCUAACCUGAGACAGUCUUCUACCGCAUAUGAUUCUGAUGGGACAUCUUCAAUGUUUUCUUCUGGUGCUCACUCUGGCCUAAGUGCCUUUGACUAUGAAAACAUUUCUAGGACAGCUGUUUUCUCGGAAGAUCUUCAAGAAGGACGGUGA